This is a messenger RNA of Pelobates fuscus (common spadefoot toad), 1218 nucleotides long. RefSeq names its product WW domain binding protein 1 (gene WBP1). Bases 1 to 1020 code for a protein of 339 amino acids. The record is from RefSeq and is a predicted model, not a curated record. Lineage: Eukaryota; Metazoa; Chordata; Amphibia; Anura; Pelobatidae. The transcript is spliced from 4 exons.
AUGCCCUCUUCCAUAUCUGAUAUCAAUGACCAAUCAGCAUCUUCUGAUGGAUACAUCUCCAUGGGGAACGUUCAGAGCCUCCGUGCAGAGGAUGGAGACACUGCUCGGGAGCUGUGCCCCGGGAUCAACAACCGGCCCUACGUCUGUGAGACCGGCCACUGCUGCGGGGAGACGGGCUGCUGCACCUACUACUAUGAAUUGUGGUGGUUCUGGCUGCUGUGGUCGUUGCUGAUCCUCCUCAGCUGUUGCUGUGCAUAUCGCCAUCGCCGUGCCAAGUUACGCCUGCAGCAGCAACAGCGACAGCGUGAGAUCAACCUCAUUGCUUACCAGAGUGCCUACCAUUACUCCCCCUCAAUGCUAGAUCUCCGGGUUUUGGCAUCAUGUAAGCUUCCUGCCUACGAAGAGGUUGCAUACCGUCCCACCACACCACCACCUCCAUAUAGCUCCAUCCUUAACCAGUUGGACCUUCCUUGUUCUUCUCCUCUACCCCCUCCACCUUCAGAUGGUGUCUCCUCCUGCCCCAGCUCCGAUCUUUCCAGCAGCUGCUCGUGUGGUUCAGACUGUGUGACAUCAGCCAGCAUCUCCUCCUUCUCUGUGCAGGUUACAGAUGAAACUGGCACUAGCGCAGGCAGUACACCUAGUGAGGGGGGCAGUUGGCCCCAGUGCCCAGAGGAAGAGGAGGAGCAGGAGGAGGAAGUGGUGGGUGAGGUGGAGUCAAGUGUCCUUCACAAGCAGGCUGUCUUCUCCUCCUAUGUGGAUUUCUUUGAAGGCAAUGGAUACCAGUGUUGGGAUAUUGAGGAGGAGGAGGAGGAGGAAGAGGAGGAAGAAGAAGAACAUUACAGACACCGUAGGCUGACUGGGGACUCUGGGAUAGAGGUGUGCCUCUGCCAGAUUCAAGGGGACGAGGAGGAAAGAGAAAGGCUGCAAGAUAAUCCAGGAUGCCCUGCAAGGAAUAAAGUGUCAGAGCCCCAAUGUAAUGAGGGGGUUACUGAGCCCAACUCUCCAGUCCAACCCGUGUGAAAGUCUGUGAGGACGCCUAUUUUUUUUUUUGUAUUAGAAAUACCUCCUGGCCCAUCUUUUGGUGAUUUUUGAUGUUGGAAAAACUGAACUUGUGCAGACUUUCUCAGAUUAAGUAAUGGAGAAGCUCUGUCUGUUUCUCAAUGUGCACUGUGACCUAAACUAAACUUGUCAUAAAGAGAAUUUCCUACAUGUAAACUC